Messenger RNA from Aureobasidium pullulans EXF-150, 2692 nucleotides. RefSeq lists its product as uncharacterized. NCBI's taxonomy places the organism in Eukaryota, Fungi, Ascomycota, Dothideomycetes, Dothideales, Saccotheciaceae. Bases 1 to 2208 code for a protein of 735 amino acids. The transcript has 6 exons. The record is from RefSeq and is a predicted model, not a curated record. Gene Ontology annotation, molecular function: chitin binding; copper ion binding; oxidoreductase activity.
AUGCGUUUCCCCACAAUCUCCGCACUGCUUUGUGCAGUCGGAGUACUUGCUGCUCCCAGCACACAUGAAGCUCGCGAUCUUGCUGUCAGCCCUGAUGGCAAGUGUGGUGGUGCUUCUGGCCAGACUUGCUUGAACUCAUACCUUGGGGAUUGUUGCUCAAAAGCCGGUACAUGCGGUGAGGGUGCUUUCUUCUGUGGUUUGGGUUGCCAGAAAGAGUUCGGCGCUUGUAUUCCUACCUACAAGGGCAAGCUUGUCAGCCAAAACGGUCUAUGUGGUCACGAUGUGACUUGCAAAGGCUCAAACACUAGCAGCAAGGUUUCUAGCUCCUCUUUCUCUAGCAGCAGCAUUUCAAGCAGCUCUGUCGUAGUUGGUCCCACUGCCCCGAUCGGCACCGGAGCUUCAAGCGGUGUCCCAACAAGCCUCACCAGCGGAGCACCUUAUGGAAAUGGCACCAGCAGCACUGUUUCAGCUGGUAUCAAAUCCGACCAUCCUGUUGCUACAAACACGACUGCCUGCUCCAGAAAGCCAACCUCUACCGCCACCUGCGUUCGUUGCGAAGGUCAGCCUGGAACCGACAAGUACUGCGGUCUUACCAUCAACGAUGAUUCGUAUGCUGUUGUUCCAAAGACUUGCAACCAGGUUGAGUACAGUCUCGACUUGACUGAGUGUACCGUCGCUCCCGAUGGUGUCAGCCGUAAGGCUCUCUGUAUUAACGGACAAUUCCCUGGUCCUCUUCUUGAGGCAAGCUGGGGUGAUGAGGUCAUCGUCCAUGUCACAAACUCCAUGACUCGCAAUGGAACAUCCAUCCACUGGCACGGCAUCAGACAGAACCACACAAACGAGAUGGAUGGUGUCGUUGGUGUUACUCAAUGCGCUUUGGCUCCCGGACAGACAAUGACCUACAAGUGGAUUGCUGAGAGCUAUGGAUUUUCCUGGUACCACAGUCACUUGACUCUCCAAGCGUACGAAGGUCUCUUCGGUCCCAUGUACAUUGAUGGUCCCAAAUCUGCCGACUUUGAUGUGGAUGCUGGUCACCUCAUCAUCAACGAUUGGUCUCACAUCCCUGUCGACGACAUGUACAACGAUGCUCAAGUCGCUGGUGUUCGUACCAUGGACAGCGGUCUGAUCAACGGUAUGAACAUCAAUCCUUUGGCAAAGGGUGACAUCACCGGCGCUCGCUAUACUGUUCCCACUGAAUUCGUUCCUGGCAAGAAGUAUCUCUUCCAGCUUCUGAACAGUGCCAUCCAAUCUACCUACAAGUUCUACAUUGAUGGACACAAGUUUACCGUCAUUGCUGCCGACUUUGUUCCUAUCGAGCCUUAUGAGACCACAGUCUUAACCAUCAACAUCGGACAGCGCUAUGAGAUAAUCGUCGAGGCCGAUCAGGAAGUAGGUGACUACUUCUUGCGUUUCGACAACCAGAAUGCUUGUGCUUCCACCAUCAACUCCGACGACAUCAGAGGUAUCAUCCACUACGCAGGCGGCCCUGGCGGCACUCCCAACUCGACUGCCUACACCUACCCUCGCAAGGACAAUGGAGUCGGUGGUAUCCUCGGUACUUGUGAAGAUGAACCCCUUGACAAGCUUGUGCCCAUCGUCAAGAAGACCGUCAGCUCUCCUCACCAAACCGUCCAACACGAUGUCGCUGUUUCGAACUCGAAUGGAAUCAACCUUUACCGCUGGUACCUUGACGGAACCACGUUCCAAGCCAACUGGGGUGAUGCUACUCUUUACAACAUUGUUAACAACGAUACCAUUCCCACCUACUCAGGCGAUCUUGCGAUUGAGACCUCCUUGGGCGAGUGGGUAUAUGUUAUUAUCGAAUCUCCUAUUCCUCUUGGGCACCCAAUCCAUUUGCACGGUCAUGACUUCUAUGUCCUCGCUGCCGGCUACGGAAACUACGGCUCAGGCACAGCUUUGAACCUCGACAACCCUCCCCGCCGUGAUGUGGCCUUUAUGCCUGGAGAUGGACCCACCGGACAAGGCGGCCACCUUGUUAUUGCCUUCUUUACAGACAAUCCUGGUUCAUGGCUCAUGCAUUGUCAUAUCGGGUGGCAUGUGGCCAUGGGUUUCGCCCUUCAAUUCAUUGAGGGCAAGGAACAGAUCAAGGACACGAUUCAAGACACCUGUCUUCUGAACGACGUCUGCGAUACCUGGCGUCCUUGGGCCAAGGAGAAGGGUAUCUACGUUGAUGACUCUGGUGUCUGAUCGAGUUAAACAUUUUUCCUUUCCCUCCUUUUCUCCUUCUUCACGACUCUCAUACCUUUUUUGCCACUCUUCUUCCUCUUGUUAAUGUUUGAAUCUGCACACAAAACAUAAUUCGGAUGGGAUUAUCAACAUCAAUGCUUGGAUAGCAUUUUAAGGGGCUGCAUUGUUAGACCACCUUCUAGACGAUUGGGUUAGAAACAGCCUGCCUGUUGUUUGUCUGAUGUAUACACACGGACUGAUUUUCUGCUUUUGAUCUUGUAUAUAUGAAAAAUCAUGAAUCGUUUCACUCUGACCAACCAAUAUUCCUUCUCGGUGACGUGCUCAGAUCUUCAAAACUCGAUGCAACACAGCAAAAGCGAUACAUUCUACCACGACAAGAAGGAAAGCUGUUUGCAAGUGCAAAACCCCCAACCUGACCGCCAGCCUCUUCCAACAUCUAGAUAAGACACUGCCAUAGCUGUUAUCUCCUUCACCUUGUACCGCC